Molecule: messenger RNA, 1938 nt
Organism: Phragmites australis (common reed)
Lineage: Eukaryota; Viridiplantae; Streptophyta; Magnoliopsida; Poales; Poaceae
Exons: 10
Coding region: 363-1550 (395 amino acids)
Molecular function (GO): tRNA-guanosine(34) queuine transglycosylase activity
Source: RefSeq, a predicted model, not a curated record
GUCAAGGUGGAGGCCUCAAGCGCGAACAGCCCACCCUCAUCCACCCCACCACUUUACUCUCGCGCGCCGGCGGCAGGCUGCCGCCUCCAAACUCCUCGUCUAUCCCGCUCCCGCUGCCACCCACCGCCAAGCUCACCACCACCCUCGACCCUCGUGCCGGCCCCUUCCGCUCUUACGAUCCCGCCGGUAGCCGCGCGUCAGCGCGGGUUCCAGGCGUUACCUCUUCAGCACCGGCACGCACACCGGGUGUUCGACGGAUUGCCGGAGCCCCGCUCCCGUCGCACUUGGGCACCGCCUGAGCCGUCAGGUGCGUGUUUCUGCACGGUCAAGUGAGGCGAAGUUCUGUUGCUAAAGGCAAGGAUAUGCGGUUCGCGGUGACCAAAGUGUGCGGUGGGGGGAAGGCGCGGGCGGGCGCGCUCCACAUAGGCGGCAGCGGCAUUGAGACGCCGGCACUGCUGCUUUCCACGCGCAAGGGGCUCCCUGCGUUCGUGUCCUGCGACCUGCUAGCCUCGCUGCCCCUCCCGGACUCCCUACUCCUCCAUGUCUGCCCAACCCACUUUAUGGAGGGCCCUCCGUCGAAAACAAUAUCUAACAUUGGUGGUUUGCACCGUAUGCUGGGUCUGCCUGAUCACAUCCUUGUAGCUGCAGCAAGUGACUCUAUUGAGAGUUUACCAGCAAGUGAAGCCAGUAAUAAAUUUGGUGCCUCCUUUGAAACACCAUCGGGUCGUAGACUGGUCAAACCGUCAGACUAUAUGGAGUUGAUUUCCUGCAUGAAGCCUAAUCUAUGGGCAAGUUUGGCGGAUGAGGUCCCGGCUUGGGUGACUGAGAAGCGGAAUAAAAUCUCUGUUGGCAGAACGUUACGAUGGCUUGACGCCUGUAUUGCUUUGGAUCCGGAUUCCGGAACAAAUACUUUUGCUGUAGUUGUGGGGGGAUCCAGCAUAGAACAACGAAAGCUAUGUGCCACUGAAGUAUCCAAGCGAAACGUGUCAGGCUUUUGGAUUGGAGGAUUUGGCUUUGGAGAGAGUAUGGAAGAACGUUGCAACUUACUCAAUGAAGUAACAGAGUGCUUGCCACCAGAGAAACCUCGGCUUGUCUCUAGACUUGGUCUUCCAGAGGAGGUAUUGGAGGGUGUUGCUGCUGGUAUCGACCUUUUUGACUCCACGUACAUUAACCAACUUACUAUGGGUGGUUUCGCACUGAUCUUCCCUGUUGAUACGGUCCAAAGAGAGAUGCUGAAUGGUGUAUUCAACAAAAGUGGUGCGGAUUAUACAAAGAUUAAUCUGCGUGCAACGACAUAUCGGAAAGAUACGUCGCGGCUGGUUGAUAGCUGUAGCUGCUUCACUUGCCAGAACCACACUCGUGCGUACCUGAAUCAUUUGCUGAAUGUCCAUGAGAUGCUGGCUCAGAUCCUACUGGAGAUACAUAAUACACAUCACUAUCUUUGCUUUUUCCGUUCGAUACGGGAUGCUAUCAAGGUUGGAGAGUUUGAUCUCUUUCGGCAGCAGUUUGUUCAGAACAGGCGUGCCCAUGUUACUGCUGCGGUGCUCUAGACACGAUCAAGAAUUCAUUUGGUUGCUCGUACAAGAUUGACCAAUGAUCUACUCAGAUUUAUCUACCCCAGAAACAUUACUAGUCAUUAGUCAACACUGUGGUCCACUAUUGUCAAACCCGAGAGAAUUCUGGAAUGAGGCUCAUUGCAAAUUUAGAAAACUAAUAUCGGAAAGUCCCAGAGAAUGAACUCCUAAGCAUUCAGUUUUCCCAUAUUUCCAGGAAUUUUAAUUUGUACUUAUUUGGUUUGUGUGGGGGAAGUUUUUUCAGUUUAAGCCAAUGUAUGAAGUUGUCAACGGACUUCAAAGCCACUGUGGUCUUUUUCAUGCCUAUCGCCAUUCAAAAGCUCACACCUUAUACACUGAGUAAGAUUGUUUAUGUGUUGCAUUC